GCCCGGAUAYUGGUACCACCAGGCYCGGUGGAGRCCCAUGUCUGGGGAAGGGCCCUGGAUCACAGUCAUGCUCAACUACGACGGGGGAGAUGAAGUGAAGAUGAAGAUUAACGUGGAAGGGGCAAAAGAAGUGGAGAUGCGGACGGACGGAAAACUACAGGAUGCGAUAACRGAGGCAAAAGACUGUGCGGAGAGGCGYUGCAGGAGGGACGGAGUGACUGCAAGGUUGCAGGUAACGGUCUCGUAUCAUGAGACCGAGACCUCAAUGGACACAGCGGACCUGGAACAGGCCCACGUGGACAGGGACUCAGGCGGUGAGAGUGAAAUGAGCGAAGCGGGAGACCGGGAGACAGAUCUCACGUCCUGGAAUAGACCAGGCGAGAUCCAGAGGCAUCACCGGGCCGUGAGGCCGGUUGAAGAGGGACCUGAGGUCAGCUCUCGACAGCUGACGCCAGAGGCCGCGGGACGAGUGAGAAGCAAAACAGGGGGAAAGGAUGCGUGUGAGAAGGGAGCGUCCGCAGAGGGUCAACACGUGCUAGUCCGAGANCCAGAGGCCGCGGGACGAGUGAGAAGCAAAACAGGGGGAAAGGAUGCGUGUGAGAAGGGAGCGUCCGCAGAGGGUCAACACAUUAGCACUUUGGCUAAGGACUGGGAGACUGAGAAUGAAAUGAAUAGAGGGAGCAAUCUGACUGCUGAAAAUAUUCUUCAAAAAGUGAUGGCUAACUUUAUGCCUGCAAGGCUUGCAACGCAUGCCGUGGAUGACAGGGGAAAUAAAAAGGCUGAAAGUGAGGAAGAUGAUGACGAUAAUGAUGACAACGAAAAUUAUGGUAAGAAGGGGGAUUCAUCCAGGCCCAAAAGGAAUGGGAAGAAUGGUGAUGGAGGAAACAGGGAGAAAUGAAAAUAUGAUGAGCGUCCUAAGAGGAGUUUUACUUGCUACUAUUGUGGCGAAGGGGGUCAUACUACCACUUAUUGCAAGCCUCUUGAGGAGGAUGUAAGAAGUGGAGUGGCAAAGAAAGAUGCGAUGGGUUAGUUCAUGAAAUAAGUUGGACCCCAGACACCUAGGAGGUAUGAGGCUUCUUGCUCUUAAACAUGAUAAAAAGAUGAAGAUUAAGAAGAAGAGAAAUGCCAAUAUGAAUGUUCAUUUCCUCAUUGGAGACUUGCCUAAUGAACUGGUACAAAGAGC
Messenger RNA from Chara braunii, 1183 nucleotides. Lineage: Eukaryota; Viridiplantae; Streptophyta; Charophyceae; Charales; Characeae. The record is from the annotation of a GenBank genome assembly.